This is a messenger RNA of Brachypodium distachyon (stiff brome), 1423 nucleotides long. Its product is annotated as putative F-box/LRR-repeat protein 23. The coding region runs from base 62 to 1045 and encodes 327 amino acids. Lineage: Eukaryota; Viridiplantae; Streptophyta; Magnoliopsida; Poales; Poaceae. The record is from RefSeq and is a predicted model, not a curated record. The transcript is spliced from 2 exons. Gene Ontology annotation, molecular function: protein binding.
UAAACAAGCGGUGUCAAAUAGAGACUCCGAAAACAGAGUCUUCCGUCGAUCGCGAAUCGCGAUGCCGUUGCUAUCUCCUCCUCCGGCGCCGGCGAGCGCGCCAGGCCGCGGGAGGCGGCGAGAGCGCCGUCUCCGAAGGCGCCGAUCCAAGCGGGACUGGGCGGGGCUGCCCCUGGACGCGAUGCUCCUCGUGCUCCACAGGCUGGGCGACGCCGAUCUCAUGUUCGGCGGCCGGGCGCGGGCGUGCCGCUCCUGGCGCGCCGCGGCGCGGGAGCCCGAGCUGUGGCGCCGCGUCGACACGCGCGGCCUCUCGCGGCUCUUCUGGAGCGCCGCCAGCGCCGACCGGGUGGCGCGGCUCGCCGUCUCGUUCGCCGCCGGGGAGUCCGAGGCGUUCUUCGGCGAGGGCCACGUCGACGAUGACCUGCUCCUCUUCCUCGCCCGGCAUGCACCGUCGCUGAAGAGCCUUCAUCUCAUCGAGUGCCAUGAUGUACACAACGACGCAUUCGCGUUCCCUCUGCUGGAGGAGCUGGAGCUUUGGCAAUGCAACAGUAUACAUGCCAAAUGGGUUGUUGACUUUGUUGCCACAGCUUGUCCAAGGCUGAAGCACUCAAAACAUGCCAAAGGAAGAGUAUCCCGCCGACAUUUUGAUAGAACUGUAUACCCGGCCUACAACAGCGAAGCCUUUGCAAUUGCAAGGAUGCAGGAUCUACGUUCCCUGCAGCUUUUCGACAGUUGUCUCGACAACAAAGGGUUGUUAGCCAUCCUUGACAACUGCCCUCACCUUGAGUGCCUUGACAUCCGCUGUUGCGACAAUGUCUUCAUGGAUAGCAGUGAUCUGCGAGCGAAAUGUGCCCGGAUCAGGACGAAGAAGUUAUAUCCACAUGUCUGGACCGACAUCGAUGAUGAGCAGGACUGUCUAUUUUUGUACGCAGAGUCGGCCGAUGAUUCAGAUCGUUCUGUCUACUUUAGUGGCAAUGAGGAGACCGAUCUUGAAGAACAUGAUAGGAUUCUUGACAAGGGCGCCCGUAGGUACCUGAGAAUAUAAUGAAACGGUGAUCUUGGUGUUCUGAUGGAAAUGUGUGCCGAAACUGCUGCGCGCCUUCCCUGUUGUCCAGCGUUUAUUUGCUUCGAUUUCAGGCUGCGGGUUUUCUGCUUGGGAAUUGAUUCACCUCUCUACACUGAGUUCGAAAGCUUGUUUAAUUUCCGUAUUCAUGCUCAAUAACUGACCUUCAGACCGUAUAUAGUUUUCCACAAUAAAAGAGGUCACCAGUGAUUUACUUUACUAGCUCGUUGGAAAGAAGAUUUUUUUUUAAGUUAAACUGCAAGAGCUAUUGGAGUCCGACAAUAUAUAGAUAUAUAAUUUUUUAUAACAUGAGACACCAAAGUGCGACCUUUAAAGAUCGAACUAUGGUGGUUAUCAGCA